UAGAACUAAAGCCGGAAGUAAGUUAUGAAGGUUACUGUCGAAAAGAAUAUUAACAUCUUACUAAAACGGACAGAAACCUCGCUACAUUUAAAUGGCAGCAGCACAAGGAACGUACAACCCCUUACUUUCUAAAAAGAUGCCAAGAGAAUACAAGCGCCAGUUAAGUAAAGAUGAUAUAGGCAAUCAAGCUAGGGUAUUGUUGAACCACUUCAUCCAUGAUAGAAUAUCUCGAGAACAAGGAGAAGAACAAGUGCCAUCUACCGAGGAACUUCAAGAACCAGGUACCCCAACAGGUCCACCAUUAGAACACAUGCAAGAAAUAGGACGAGCAUUACGCUGUAUAGGAGACGAGUUAGACAAAAAUCCAAAUAUUCCGAGUUUAUGUUCUCAAGUUUCUCCAGAAGCAACUACAGAUACAUUCCUGACUGUUGCCAAGAGUUUUUUCUCUGAUGGAGUUUAUAACUGGGGACGUGUAGGCUGUCUAUUUUAUUUUGCCUAUAAAAUGGUAGUUAAGGCCUUAAAUAAAAUAGCAUUAAUACGAGCAAUAAUAAAUUGGGUGGUGAACUUUAUAACAGAUUAUGUUGCACCCUGGAUAAUAGAGCGAGGUGGUUGGGAAGCCAUUGAGGAGUAUUUUGGAACACCAAAAAACCAGAUGAUGUUUGUUUUAGGACUUGGAGCAUUAACUGUAGUAGGAGUAUAUAUGUAUAAAACUUGGAAUUGACUACUGUACACAUCUUUAAUUUAAAGCUUCAUAUUUUUAAGGAGCAAAUUUUAGGCAACUAUAUUAAACAAUAAGUCUGACAUCAUAUGAAACUAUUUUUUUUUCAUGAUCAUGAUGAUGGACUGGUACCAUUCAUGUUAUGAUGGACUGGUACCAUACAUGAGAGUAAACUUUAAAGGAACAUUGUCAGCACUUUUUUGAUAAAUUUGUUAUUUUAAGAUUUCCAUUGUUCAUAGGUCAAGGUCAACAUAACAUUGUACAAUGACAAGUAACUGUAACAACUGAAACACAUCUUGUAAUAAUUAAUUCAGGUAUACCCCAAAACACUGUUAAGAUAGAACCAUAUGUUUUCAUUUGUUAAUUUGAAAACUAAUGUUUCAUGCUACUGUAUUUUUACACUGUCAUUUGUAGAUGGUCACAUACUGUGAUACAUAUAAGAAAAUUCAUUUGUACUUAUAUGAAGAAGAAAAAAAUGAAAUAAAAUACAAAAUUAGAAAAAAAACAGCAUUCCUGAAGUUCCUCAUAUCUAGUUUCAAUCUGCAAUUAUCAAAAUAGAAUGUUGCUGUAGGCUGGACCCACGGCCUGACCUCAGUUCAUUACAAACAUUUUAUAAACCUUUUGAUGGUCCAAGUAAAAGUAUUUCAAGUUUUAUACUUUGUUUUGGUAAAACUGUUUUAAGAGAGAGAGUAACAGAACUGGAUUUCUUCAGUUUUUCCCAAUCAUGUUUAAAUGAAUUAUAAAGCAAGAUUUUGGUAGUUGAUCUAUUUCGUUGUUGGACUUAACAAUGAAAUUUAAAGAAUUUACAUUUUCCCACACUUUUUUAUGCGAUGUUUGUAAAAUUUAUUUGAUUAAUUGUGGAAGUCGUCUAAUGUAAUUUUCAGCUCAGCUUUUUGUCAAAUUGAAUUCAAUUUAUUUGUUUCAAAAUUUUUUCCCUUGGAUUUAGCAAAUCAUCAGUUAUCAACACCCCUUUUUGUAUUACAUUUAAUAUUAAGUCAUCCUGUGAGAAGUGAUUGAUCAUGAUACAUUUUGUUCCAGGUUUUCAACAUUUUAUAAAAUUUAUAUCCUUUUAACUGAGAAAAUGGUUAAAGAUAAUUAUAAUAAUUUUCAGAAUAUCAGUUUUUAAAAAAACAAAGCUGUAUACUCUGUAAGACGUUGUAGUUUUAUGAUUUGUCAUACACUCACAAAUAGUUCCACAUUGGUUGUUCUAAUUUUUAACAAACACAUUCAUAUCCAAUAAUUAGGGGUCAGCUUGUCACCUACCGGUAGUCUAAAAUCUCUGUUUGGCCCUCCAAAUGGUCAGUAAUUGAUUGUGACAUCCUUUGCAUCUAAAAACAUCUGUCCAUUUCAUCAAUCUUACUUUGUUAUAUGUACAGAUGAAAACUGAUGUUUAUAAAUCAUAUAUUUCACAAAAAAAGUCAGCAGUCCAUAAACAACAAUCAUUUACCAUUACACAGUCUUAUGAAUUUUCACAUAAGACAUGUAUGUAGUCAUAUACAUUUUUUAACAUGCAUAUAUGUAGACAGUUUACAUAUCUAAGCCAUGCAAAUUAAUCAUUUCAGACAGCUAAUUACCUGUCUCAACAUAAAGGUGGAUAUAUUCUAAAAUUCUAGUACAGCCAUGUAAAACUGUGUUUUAAUAGUUACUACUAGUGUAGCAUUUUCAAGUUGAGUAAAAUUCAUGGUAUUAUUUUGCAUGACUUGACUUUGGAGAGUAUUAGUUAUCAUCUCACUCUGAGCUAGUACUUGAAUCUCCUCGCAGUAUCAUGAAGAUAGGAAGUAUUCUUAUACACCUGGCUAUCUCCUAUUCAGAAGUGGUAAAAGAUUUAUUCACAUUUAAACGUUGAUCCUUUGAAUUUAUUUCGAAAUACUGUGAAACCUUACUUAGUCAGACUGAAUGAUUUUUUUGUAAGACUAAUUGACAGUAGAGCCUUGGUUAGUAAUUUUGCUUUAAGACUAUUGAUUACUAUCUGUGACAUUAAGACUGGUAUCAACAGAAAGAGAAAAAGUAAAAAUAAACCAAAGUUUAGUCAAACUUGUUCUAAGUUGUUGACUAGAAUCUGUUGCUACAUGAACAGUCAAUCUAGGCCUAAUAAAUCUAAUCUUUUAUUAGGUUUAAACCUACUAAAGUAUAAGGUACUAGCAUUUUGGAAGAUUUUGAAAGAAAAAAGAAAACCUGCAGUCAUGAAGUCAUGAAUAUUUGUUUUACUCUAAUAAGCAUACUUCUCAAUUCUAUUUCUUAUUGUUUUAUUCAGAUAGCUAGUUCUAUUUAAAAAAGGCAAAGAACUUGUUCAAAACCUUGUUCAUCCCACAAUAUCAGUCUUGCCUAGAAGUAAGGUUUCAUUGGUAAUUGAAAAGGAUCAAGAUUGUUUUCAUUGUUGAAGUUCUUUUAAAAUACCUGGCUUUAAAAUGACAUGAAUGAUGGUAAAACUUGUUUAAGAAAUUUUACAUGCUGUUUCUUUAGCAAUCUACAUUGACACAAAAUGAAAUGCCCCAACUUUCAACAAAAAUAAUUAUUUUUUAUGCACUCUGCAUGAGAAAUACAAUCCGCAUGAAAUUGUCUCUGGAGAUGUAAUUAGUUUUUAUAGAGAAUAUUUUUUUUUUUUUUUUUUAUCAUUGUAGCUUAACUUCUUAAUGGUAAUUUGCAUGUAUGAAUUGUGGUUCAUUUCACAGAAAGAAAAAAAAAAAUAAAAUUCUUAAUAAUCUAGUGCAAUUCCCUGUUGAACAAGACAUGUUGUACAUUAUUCAAUUAAGCACCAAAAGGUUAUGUUAGAAGGUUACUAUUAAUGACCUAGAUGGAUGCUCAUGCCCCCUUACACAAAUUAGAUAUAUCUGAAAAUGUGUCGAAAAAAUGUCUGCCCAUUAUUCGGACUGCAUUAAUUUAUUAGAAUUACUAUAGGACUAAGUCCAGUGAGUAGGUGUUCAGUCACAAGUUUUAUUGUGUCGUUAGAUAUAUAAAAAAAAAUGGAAAUGGAAUAGAGUUCAUAGAACAAUGCAUUUGUAAUCAUUUGUCAAUAUAAACAAUAAAUCAUCAGUUUUAUAUUUUCUAUUUGUUAUUUUCAGACUAUAUUACCAAGAUAAUUACAAUUCUUUAUUUUCAAAAGCAAUAAAUAUAGCUUAGUAUGCAUAUGAAAAUUGUACACCAAAUUUUAUUGCAUGUAUACACAUCAAAUUAUAUUCAUAUUCAAGUGUUGAACAUCAAUAACAACAGCACAGAAGGAAGUUUUUUUGGCAGCCAAAAGAUAUUCUCAAAACUUGAAACUCGCCAACAUUUUGUACUUAUAAAAAACUACGAUUUUUUAAAACUGAACCUAUGAGUUAACUGAUGUAAUAAGUUUCGCUUCUUGUCCAUUUACAAGACAUGUUUUGGACUGUAGAUCGUAAAUAAGAUAACAACACUCAAUACCUCUAAAGGAAGAGCUUGAUAAUUAAUAUCCUAUAUACAGAUUUAUAACCCGCAUGGCGGAAGAUGGGUGUAUAACAAAAGACGAUAACCCAUCGAAACACUGGUUCUAUUCAAAAUAGAUUUACAGGUUUUGAACAUCAGAAAUCUAUUGUCGCCUCUCAAGUUUUAUUUGCUUUGAAAUUUGCUUUCGGUAUUAAUGAAAGACUCCUAAGUUAAAAAGGAAAAAGUAUAUUACAAAUGAUGUCAUCUAAAAAUCUACCUUCUUAAGAUAAUAUAGCGAGAAUACAAACAUUUGAAAGUUCUUAUAUUUAUGUCCUUGAAAGGUUGUACAGCAAGAUUUUAUUCAUUAAAGAAGAGAUUUACUUUG
This is a messenger RNA of Mytilus californianus (California mussel), 4490 nucleotides long. RefSeq names its product apoptosis regulator BAX-like. Gene Ontology annotation, molecular function: protein homodimerization activity; protein heterodimerization activity. The transcript has 6 exons. The coding region runs from base 92 to 721 and encodes 209 amino acids. Gene Ontology annotation, cellular component: mitochondrial outer membrane. The record is from RefSeq and is a predicted model, not a curated record. Lineage: Eukaryota; Metazoa; Mollusca; Bivalvia; Mytilida; Mytilidae. Gene Ontology annotation, biological process: regulation of apoptotic process; extrinsic apoptotic signaling pathway in absence of ligand; intrinsic apoptotic signaling pathway in response to DNA damage.